Molecule: messenger RNA, 294 nt
Organism: Fasciola hepatica (liver fluke)
Lineage: Eukaryota; Metazoa; Platyhelminthes; Trematoda; Plagiorchiida; Fasciolidae
Source: the annotation of a GenBank genome assembly
AUGCCACAUUCAUGUCGACCAUCAAUCACUCAUGAUUGUUUGUUGCUACAAUCACUACCAUUGCCAUGUGAAGAAAUUGUGGAGGGUACAGAAGCGUCAGUCAUUUCAGCUCUACUCGUGGAUUGGACGUUGAACGGAAAGCGACCAUUCCGUGACUUCUUCUCGCGUCCCGAUAGUUCGUUGAUCAAUCAAGACAGAAUACUGCGACUUAAUGAACGUGUGGUUAUUCCUCCUGCAUUCCGUCCUAUUACAUUGGCAGAUCUUCAUUUGGAGAAUUUGGGUGUUGAAAAAUGA